Molecule: messenger RNA, 1263 nt
Organism: Gryllus bimaculatus (two-spotted cricket)
Lineage: Eukaryota; Metazoa; Arthropoda; Insecta; Orthoptera; Gryllidae
Source: the annotation of a GenBank genome assembly
AUGCAGAGUGAAAACGUCACAGUCGUUCAUGGCCCCAUAAAUCGAGCUCCGGGAGCGGGGCGCGGACCCCCUCGGGUGCUGCCUCCGCCGCCGCUGCCGCCGCCUCAGCCGCCGCCGCCGCAGCCAACCUCCCGCUGGGAACCGCCGCGGCGACCACACCAGCAGAAGAUCGGAGAGUGGGAACGAAGCAGGCAGGGGACGCAGAGGGUGGGGUGGGGGAGGGUGCAGCGGCGGACGAGGGAGGAGUGCACCCUCCUGGCGCUGAUUUCUCAGUGGCAGGGCCGCGUCAACCAGCUGGGCGGCGUGUUCAUCAACGGCCGGCCGCUGCCCAACCACGUGCGCCUCAAGAUCGUGGAGAUGGCGGCGGCGGGCGUGCGGCCGUGCGUCAUCUCGCGCCAGCUGCGCGUGUCGCACGGCUGCGAGACGGGGUCGAUCCGGCCGGGCGUGAUCGGCGGGUCGAAGCCGCGCGUGGCCACGCCGCAGGUGGAGGCGCGCAUCGAGCAGUACCGGCGCGAGCAGCCCGGCAUCUUCAGCUGGGAGAUCCGCGACCGCCUCGUCAAGGAGGGCGUGUGCGACAAGGCGAGCGCGCCCUCCGUGUCGUCCAUCAGCCGCCUGCUGCGCGGCGCGCCGGGCCUGCCCGGCCGCCGCGACGCCGCCGGCGCCGACGCCGCCGACCCACGCCGCAACCACUCCAUCGACGGCAUCCUCGGCGGCGUGGGGCCGGCGUCGUCGUGCGACGACGAGGAGUCGGAGACGGAGUCGGAGCCCGGGCUGGAGCUGAAGCGCAAGACGCGCCGCUGCCGCACCACCUUCUCCGGCGAGCAGCUCGACACGCUGGAGCGCGCCUUCCAGCGCACGCAGUACCCGGACGUGUACACGCGCGAGGAGCUGGCGCAAAAGACGAAGCUGACGGAGGCGCGGGUGCAAGUGUGGUUCAGCAACCGGCGCGCGCGCCUGCGCAAGCAGCUCAACUCGCAGCAGCUGUCGGCGUUCAACUCGAUGUCGCUGGGCGCGGCGUUCGGCGCGCCGCCGCACCGCCCGGCGCGCCGCACCCGCACGCGCCGCCGCGCACGAGGCCGCCCACGCCGCCCACGCCGCCACGCGCGCACGCGCAGUUUCCAGCACGCGGCCGCCGCCGCGCACGACACGCGGGCUUCGCCGCAGCCAGCCGCUGCCGCGCCGCAGCCGCGCAGGGGUUUAGUACACGUGGCAGGCGCGACGUUAAUUUUAACAAUGGAGUUCUAUAUAAUUAAAUUUUUGUAG